AUCCCGGAGGAACAUUUUUCAAUUUCUCAGUCAUUUUUCUUUCUUUUUCUUUACCUCUGCUUGUCAUAGAGACAUGGCAGGACUCGCAGUCCAUUUAAGCGUCCACGGAUCAAUUGUGUCGUCAUGCCCAAGAAAGGGAACCGAAAACGGCUGAAAUUUAGGGCCGGGGACGUCUGCUCAGAAUCAGUGACUGUUGCUGAUUAUGCCAAUGCUGACCCAGCCGUUGUGAAGUCUGGGAGAGUGAAAAAGGCAGUUGUAAAUGCAGUGGAAAAAGAAGUAAAAUUGCUCUGCGGACUGGAAGCAUCCCAGGGUGCUGUGCAGGAGGUCCUUUCGUCUGCAGCGAGAAUUAGAGGAGAUUCCUUGGAGAGUAGUGAUGACCUUUCCCAGGAAGAAGAUGACGAAAACGAAGCAAGAGCAGCAUGCAAGAAAAAAAACAAGCGAAGAAAAGAGAGCAGUGAGAGCAGUGAUGGGGGAGAGUAUCCGGUGGAUAUCUGGUUGGUUUUAUCCUCCUAUAUCAGGCCCGAGGAUGUGGGCAGAUUUGCUCUAAUCUGCAGGAAUGCCUGGACUGUUACCUGCACUGCUGCCUUCUGGACCAGACUCUACAGAAGACACUACAAUAUGGAUGCUGAGCUGCCGUUUCGCCUCCAGCCUGACUCGAUAGGCAGGAUGCGCUGUUUACGGGCCUGUGUGAUUCGCUCCCUCUUCCAUUUGUAUGAGCCGUUCUGCUUGCGAGUCUCCAAAAUUCCUGCCUUGCCUGAAUCCACGCCCACAACUUUGCUCAACUCGAAGUGUUUGCUGUUCUGGAUCAAAAAAGUACCGGGAACACGGCCAGAGGCCAUGUGGGAGUUCAACUUCAAAUUUAUGAAGCAGGGAUACACUAAGAAUGGCAGUGCCAAGUCCCUGUGCAUACCAAGGCAGUAUGAAGAUGUCCAUACGAACUCUGACUCGGACUGUUACCUACUGCAGGUCACCACCCUCAACUUCAUCUUCACCCCUGUGGUCAUGGGUAUGACCCUCACCCUGUUCACCAUCAACGUUAGUACAGACAUGCGCCACCACCGCGUCCGCCUAGUCCUCCAGGAUGCACCGCUCCAGCGUGGGAGGAAAAGAGGGGAUCAGGGAGGGACGCAGGUGGUGCUGGAUCCUGUACACAGUGUGAAGCUCAUGGACUGGUGGCAUCCACAGUACCCCUCCUCUCCUUGCACUUAGAACCCCAUCCUCAUGGAGAUACGAAUCCUCAAACCAAGAACCAUGCUAUUCAUGAUCUAACCCCCCCCCCAUGUCUGCAGCACCACUCAGCCCAGUUUGCAUAUGUUUACAUCUACGGUAUCUACAGAUGCAAAAUUUCUAAAUUUGAAUUUUUUAACAAGGUCCAGGCUUUGCGAAGCCCCUUAUAAAAUCAGGAGCCUUGAUGUUCUGUAGUCUUACAACAGUCCUCAGCUUCAGCAGCCCCAUUCUCUAGCCACACAUGUAAGACCGAAACUUUUAUAUUAGCAGGUAAAAUCUUCUAUGAGGCUUGAAAAAAAUUAAGAGGUCCUGCUUUCAACCUCUCAUUAAAUAUUAUUGCACGUGGAAUCUAGAAUCUUAACACCCUAUUUUCCUUCUUCCAGAAGUGUAAACGUGGGGUCAACAAGUUAAUUUUUUUCACUUUCCCCAUUUAAUUUAAUUUAAUUUAAUUUCUGCCCACCUGGGAAGUUUUUAUGGGCUUGGCUUCUGCAUUUUUUGAAUGUGCAGUAUACAUAUUUAAUGUGGUUUAAGCUAUAAACACCAGCUUUUAAUUUCCUUCUUUAGAGAAAUAUCUUUUCUUUUUUUUUGUCCAUAUAUGUAAUUUGAUGCAGCUUCCAUUUUGUCAUUUAACUUGAAUCUAUGUUUGAUGACUUGGGUAUUACUUGCAUUGCUGUAGACUGAAGAGGCCAAAGAGAUUUACCUCAAAUAUGGCAACUCAUCUGCUGGUGUGAACACUCUUCCAUGACUUCAGAUGAUGUUUUUUCUUGACCAAAAGUUUUAUUUUCAAGUUGGCGUAAAUUCUCUCCUUGCUGAGAAUGAGCCCUCUUCUUCUGUGCCGUCAGCUGUGAGAUCUUUCUCCACAGUUUGAAAAGCUGAUGGCGUGAUGCUGGCAUUAGGUCUCUCAAUUUACAGUGGUCAGUCUCAUUUUUAUUGAAUGUCAGUAGAAUGUCAAUCAGAUGUUCCGUUUUUAGUGCUGCAGAGCAGGAGGUAUUUGUCCCUGCGUGCUCCGUCAUAUACAGUCAGCGUCAUUUCAUUUGACUUUAUUUAUGUUCAUCGUUUUGAUUGAGAUGAAGUGAUUUUUGAAUGAUCACAUGUAGAUGUUGAAAAAAAUUGUUGGUUGGCAGCUGUCCUUUAGUAAAGGACACCUGGAUGUUUCUGACUAACAUCAGUUGGAAAUUGACUCAGCAUGUGGUCGGUCUGGUAUUGACAGGCGUGAGUUCCACUGAUGAGCCAACUUAACUGCACUGAAAUAAAGUCAAAACUGCCAUUUGAAAAAGCUACCUGUCUUGAAUAAAAUGGUAGCCUAAUGCAUUUAUCCUGUUGUUCAGAAAGGUGCGAUAUAAAUUAAGUUUAUUAUUAUUGUGCUCAUACAGACACCGGCACUACGUCUCACCACUUCCACCUUGUGGCCAGGUAGGGGACUACGUGUGUUGGAACACUUGGCUUACCUGCAAAGGUGGCUGGUAGGUGAAAAAAAAAAUUACUGGCCAGACAGUUUUUUUUUUUUUACUAGCCAAAAAAGAAAAUAAAUUGCUUUU
Messenger RNA from Lampris incognitus (smalleye Pacific opah), 2765 nucleotides. It is a transcript of the gene tmem183a, whose product is annotated as transmembrane protein 183A. Gene Ontology annotation, biological process: regulation of protein stability. Gene Ontology annotation, molecular function: protein binding. The record is from RefSeq and is a predicted model, not a curated record. The transcript has 8 exons. Bases 124 to 1209 code for a protein of 361 amino acids. NCBI's taxonomy places the organism in Eukaryota, Metazoa, Chordata, Actinopteri, Lampriformes, Lampridae. Gene Ontology annotation, cellular component: SCF ubiquitin ligase complex.